Radiomyces spectabilis is the source of this 1374-nucleotide messenger RNA. RefSeq lists its product as uncharacterized. Lineage: Eukaryota; Fungi; Mucoromycota; Mucoromycetes; Mucorales; Radiomycetaceae. Bases 1 to 1374 code for a protein of 457 amino acids. Gene Ontology annotation, biological process: protein refolding; response to heat. Gene Ontology annotation, cellular component: cytoplasm. Gene Ontology annotation, molecular function: ATP binding; heat shock protein binding. The transcript is spliced from 5 exons. The record is from RefSeq and is a predicted model, not a curated record.
AUGACAGGUCCUCAAUUCGCUGCAAAGCGCGAUCCCUAUGAAGUGCUGGGUGUUAAGAAGGACGCGUCCUCUAGCGAGAUUAAAAAAGCAUACUAUGGUUUGGCGAAAAAGUACCAUCCAGACACCAAUAAGGAUAAAGAUGCACGUGAGAAGUUUGUGCAGAUUCAGGAAGCCUAUGAAAUCUUGUCGGACGAUCAAAAGCGUCAACAGUACGAUCAAUUUGGCCAUGGUUUUGACGGUGCAGCAGGCGCAGGCGGACCUGGUGGUUUCCAUCAAGGCGGCGGAUUCCCGGGAGGCUUCGAUCCCAACGAUAUCUUUAGUCAAUUCUUUGGUGGCGGAUUUGGCGGAGGAGGAGGAGGCGCUGGCGGAUUUGGCGGUGCCGAUCCCUUCCGCAACGUGGCUGGCGAUGAUAUUCAGGUUCCUUUGACUUUGACGUUUAUGGAAGCGGUCAAGGGUACGACCAAAUAUGUCACGGUGAAUAAAGUCACUGGAUGUAAUACAUGUCACGGCAGUGGUUUGAAGGCCGGUAAGCAGAAGCAACAGUGUCGAGUGUGUCACGGUACUGGUGUGCAAGCCAUUGCCAUGGGUGGUUUCCAUAUGCAAACCACUUGUCAGGCGUGCGGUGGUGCCGGUUCGUCCAUUCCUCCUGGUGCAGGAUGCACAAGUUGUAACAGCGUCGGCAAAGUACGUGAACGAAAGUCCGUGCAAGUCAACGUUCCGCCGGGUGUCGAUCACACGUCGCGCAUCUGUGUUUCGGGCGAAGGUGAUGCACCCAUCAAGGGUCACGGUCCCAAUGGCGAUCUUUUCGUGUCCUUGAACAUUUUGCCGUCCAAGAUUUUCCGACGACAAGAUGCAGAUAUCUUUGUGGAUGCGAAAAUUCCGUUCUACAAAGCUAUUUUGGGUGGCAAGGUGCGCAUCCCUACAGUGGAUGGAGAUGUCGAGUUAAAGAUUCCCAUGGGUUCGCAACCGGGUGAUAACGUUGCUCUCCGUGGUCGUGGUGUGCAGCGAUUGCGCAGCACCAUGCGUGGCGAUCAGAUCGUGACCAUCAAGGUCGAAUUACCAAGAAAUAUCAAGGGCGAACAGCGCGCGAUUAUCGAAAAGUAUGCCAGUUUGGUGGAUCCUGAAUAUCGUGUGGAUGACCCACCUACGCCUCCUCCCUCUCCUCCUCCAUCCGAACCCCCGAGUUCAGGUGCAUCCGCAUCAAAGGGUGACGACCCUGUUUCGAAAAAGAAGGACCAUGAUGUCAAGUCCUCGAGCGAUGAAAAGUCAGGCAAGAGUCACGAUAAAGAAUCAAAAGGUUUUUUCAAAAAGCUAAAAGAGAAACUUUGUCAUGAAGAUGACAAAAAGGAUGAUAAGAAAGACGAUCAAAACUAG